This is a messenger RNA of Alternaria atra, 3876 nucleotides long. RefSeq lists its product as uncharacterized. NCBI's taxonomy places the organism in Eukaryota, Fungi, Ascomycota, Dothideomycetes, Pleosporales, Pleosporaceae. The record is from RefSeq and is a predicted model, not a curated record. The transcript has 2 exons. The coding region runs from base 1 to 3876 and encodes 1291 amino acids. Gene Ontology annotation, biological process: mitotic DNA replication checkpoint signaling; mitotic G2 DNA damage checkpoint signaling; activation of protein kinase activity. Gene Ontology annotation, molecular function: anaphase-promoting complex binding.
AUGACAUCAGCGCAAACCUCACCGGGACGCGCGACAGACGCGUCUGCAAAACCUCGGCCAAAGCUGCUAGCAGCUCUACGCAAACCUGUCAUAGAUUCGUCAGAGAGCGAAGCCGAAUCUGAGAACGAGGCUUCCGCAUCUGAAGAUGAUGCAAUCCCUACAAUCACCGCGAAGCCGUCCACAGUAACACGGCCAGAGCAGGUCAUAGAGCAGACCAAUGAGGACGACGAGAGCGAUGGGGAAGACGCAUACGAACUCAUGAAGAAACGACUAGCCGCCAGCAAGAACUCAUCAAUAUUACAUUCGGCGGCCCCACAAGAAGCACAGCAGGAAGUACCAGUCAUGGCUAUUAUCGAAAGUAACGAAGAUGAGGACGCAAUGCCCGUGCGAGCGAACACCCGCAAACCCAUUACACACCGGACAAAGACUGCAAGCCCUCGAGCAUCUGCGUCACCAACCGUACGGUCGCGACAAUCAUCACCAGGACUUUUUGUCACUCCAGAUGUAUCACCAGUAAAGAAGCCAUCGCGGCGAUCAGCGAAUGCUGGGUCGGAGUCGGACGAAUCUUCACAACCUAUACGUAAUGCCGACUUGCAAGAGCGAGUGCGACGCAUCCGAGAGGAAAGACUUGCGAAGCAACAAGAGGAAGAAGCACAACAAACCAAACCUAAGAAGAUUGCACGGCGGCUAGCAGACCAGGCCUCAGGGACCGAGUCAGACGGCGAGGGCAGUAGGCGGCUUACACAACAUGCUAAGCCAACUCGCAGAGCUGGCAAGAAGGCUAUGGAGGCAAUGGCCCGCGACCAGCAGCGCAUAAGCCGUAACAUGCAGCUUACCCACCAAGCCAAGACAAAGAAGCGCUUCACGACACAGGAUCUGUUCAAGAAGUUCAACUAUCAAGCGCCCGGCGCCGAGGUACUAAUUCUCCCAACACCAGAGCCUAGCUCAGCAUUGGCAUCCUCUGACGCAGAGGUGAACCAGGUCCACGAUACGCCACCAACAAGCCCCCCUAGACAACAUGCUCCGGAAGAGAAGAAUGCCCCACUGGAUCAGCAUGUGUCUACCACAAUAACCGAGAGUAAAGCCCAAUCACCUGAACCCGCUAAGAUUGACAAAGGCAAAGGGCGAGCACCCGAGUUUCAACACCUGCCAAUACAUCCUUGGAUGAAAAAGACACAACCAGUCACGGUGCAUAAAGCUGUGGUGGACACUAAGGAGGUUACGGUCAAUGACAUGGUAGAGCUUUCGGACUCGGAUGAUGAUUUGCAGGUAGAAAAGCCUAAGAGCAGAUUCCCCGUCUUCGACCGACUGCCCACAAAGAAGGACAACGAGGCGGGAUCACUGGUACAUCUUCGUGCUCUCGCUCAAUUGGUCAAAUCACCACAGAAGGGCAAGAAGGGACAGAAAAUAGUCACUCGUGGUGAGAUGGAGUUUACACUAGCUCAGAAGGCUCGCCAACAAACCGCAAAAGCCAAAGAGGAGAGGAUAGCCGACUUGAUUAGGCGAGGUCAUAACCCUGAGACCGAAGAGGAGAGAGAGAAGCGCCAGAUAGAAAUCGACGACAUGGUGGCAAUGCUCGAGAAGCAGAGACAGGAAGACCUUGAGCUAGCCAAGAUGGAGCGAAAGGAGGCAAAGAAGAACGGCGAGACCAUAGACGACCUCCCGUCUAGCGACGAAGAGGAUGGCGACUACGUCGGUAGUGGCGAAGAAGACGCCAAUGAAGAGGAGAACGAGGACCAGGAAGAAGCUGACGUCGUACUUUCGGGCUCAGAGGAUGAGCAAAUGGAAGACGAGGGUGAAGAUGAAGCAAGUAAUCCAGAUAAUGUGGAUGCUCUCAUCGAUGGAAUGGCUGAUGAAGACGACGAGCCAAAUGACACGCUGCCAGCCCAACACGUCGACGACGAUGCUGACAUGGAUGACGACGAUGCGGUCGCGCCUGUCCGAAGGCAAACGAUCAAUCGUGCCCGCAACCGGGUCAUCGACGACGAUGAAGAGGGCGAUGCUGAAGCGCCUAAGCCUGUCACACCCACUCAACCAGCAACUCAAAACGACGCGAUGGCUGCCUUUGGAUUUGGCAAUGCCAACGCCGGAAUAGGGCUUACGCAGAUGUUCGCAGGCACUAUGGCUGAGUUGGAGUCUGACUCGCAGCCCGUUGCCGCCGUCAACACUGAACAAGACUCUUUGGACUUCCUACGGAACUUGCCUGACACUCAGCCCGGCGCAAACUUCAGCCAGGCUUCAGAAUUCCUAGUGCCCAACAGUCAGUCUUUAAUGUCGCCACAAAAGGACGCACCGGCUGGUGACGAGUCGCAAUUCAGCCUGGGAAUCAGUCAAGUAGUCAAGACUUCUCCCACCUUCUCGCGAACGCAGGUUGAGGACUUUGAACCCACACAGGAUGCAGGCUUCUCCUUCUCUCGAUCGCCAGCAGGCCUUGCCCCGCCACCAUCGACAAUCGACACCGUCAUGAUGCCUGUUGCUGAGUCACCAAUCAAGCAGAAGGGUAAACUCCAGCGUGGACGACGUGAAGCAGCUGUUGAGCUCUCCGAUGUUGAAGAAGACUUGGUUGAUGCUGAGGAGGAAGAGAGCGAGGACGAUAUCCAACGCCCUCCUAAGCUUAGCAAGGAUGCUUUCAUGAAAAUGCAGCAAGCGGCUAAGAGGGCGAAGGCGGCCGAAGAGUUCGACAAGAAGAAGAGUAUGGCAAGAGAAGCUGUCAUGGAACAAGCCGAGGAGUCCGAAGACGAGUACGCUGGGCUUGGAGGAGCCAGUGACGAUGAGGAAGGCGAGGAAGACGAAGACCUCAAGGACAUGAUCGACCACAACGACGUCAAGGUCGAUGAGCGCCAGAUUGCUGCUUUCUACGCUGACAAGACAAAGAAAGACGACGAAAAGCAGCUCACUGAGCUCUACAAGAAGAUGCAGAGGAAGGGUGGCCUCCGCAGGCAAGGUGGCGGCUAUGACGGUUUCGACAUGUCCGAUUCUGAAGACGAGGCCGAGCUCCGCCAGCGAAAGAAGCGCGCUGCAUUUCAAAAGCAAACUAACGCUUUGUUGCAAGAUCAGAAGGUCAAGGCACUCGCUGACGACGACAAGAAGAAGGCCUUCUUCAACACAUUGGCUGACUUUGCCGACGAGGGCGAGUACGACUACCUCAACAUGCCUGAGAAAGAGUUGGACAUGAACGACUCGCAGUCUCAGGAGAAUAUCCAAGGUGAUGACAUUGCUGUUCCAAACUCACAGGCUGAAUCUCAAAACCUGUCAGCGCCAACCAGCCCACUCAAGCGCAAGACUCAGGACUCGCAAAAAGAGAACCGGCCACCUCCACACAUGCGCCGCACAACCGCUUCUGACAACCUCGUUCGCAAGCCACUCACCGCAGAUGAUGUCAAACACUCCAUCUCAGAGCUCAUCGAAGACCCACGCAUUAUAGUACCAGACUCUCAGCUCUCCGACGCCGAAGAUGAUGAAGAACCCGCCUUCGUCCCGGCGUCGCGGAAACCCAUCAUCGACCGUCUGACUCUGAGCCGACAAUCCACAGUCGAGGAGUCUGUAAGCGCAGACUCCAACCUGGCCUUCCACGCUGCGUCUCGUGCUGCCGCAACACCUGGAUUCCGCGUUCCUUCGCUCAUACGCCAGGCGACUAGUAAUCUGUCUGUCAGCAGCGAGCGGUCAGCGGGCGGCAGCACUCCCAAGGAGAGUGGUGUGAGGAGAGGUGGUACUGGAAGGAGUAACAUCCAUGCUCAGGCACGAGAGGCAGAGCGUAGGGCGUUGCUAGAGAAGAAAGAAGGGAAGAGGAAGGAAGCACUCCGGAAGAAGGUCGAGGGUGGACGAAAACAAGGGUUGAGGAGUGUACUUGGUGAUCUUAGUGGUGGGUUUGAAUGA